UCUGUACUCAGAGCAGCCAAUUCAAGUUUCCUUCAAGUAUUAUAUCGCUUUUAUAAUAUCAUUGUACUAAAAAACCGUAUAUAUAUGAGAAGGGUACGUUACAGUUUCACCCAAGAGCAGUUGUCCAUUUUUACGCACUUGGCUCUGGAAUUUUUCUAUCCUCUCACAUUUGGAUAAAGUUACUUUGUGAACAGCAUAGCGUAAUUGUUAUUGAUGCAUGGAUUAUUCGACGUAAUCUAAAUGUUUUAUGGAUAUUCUGCUGACAUUUCGGCAGCGAAGCCUUGUUUUUUUAUUUCACUGGACUCGGAUGUAUGUUAUUCGGCAAUUCAAACAGGAAAACAUAUACACACAAUUGAAGCUUCAUUUCUAGCUCUGCUCUUUUGGAACACACGCAAGACAAUGAGUGCCCAAAUUGAAUGAGAAGUUAGCUGUCCAUAAUAAUCACUAAUAAUACCUCAUAAUCAACGGGAAACCAGAACACCAGCUUGAAAGAAGACAAAGAGGUCGACCAUAUUUAGCCAUGAACCAAACUGCCGGAGCAACAAACUACCGUAGAUGUUCCAAGGGGGGAAAGGAGCUGGUGGGCAGCAACCCUCCGCAGAGGAACUGGAAAGGAAUCGCCAUCGCCCUGCUCGUCAUCCUGGUCAUCUGCUCUCUGAUCGUCACCUCAGUCAUUCUCCUGACCCCAGUUGAGGAUGACUCGCUCGGCCUCAGGGCCAAGGUGUCCACUGAAGCCCUUGCAAGAGAUUUCAAGAUUCAUGACCCAAAUGCCAAGUGGAUCGGCGGCAGCAGACUGCUGUACCGCAGACGUAAUGGAGACGUGGUCGUGCAAUACGUAGAGACGGAGGAGAUGAAGGUUCUGGUGGAGCAAAAAAAAUUUGAUAUGUACAAGGCCAGCAAGUAUGACGUGUCCCCCGACAUGAAGCAUGUGCUGCUAGCCUACAACGUCGUCCCUGUCUAUCAGCACUCUUUCACAGCGUCCUACAUCAUCUGCAGCCUGGAAACUCCGGAGACCUGGAACCUGAAUCCACCAGAAGUGCGGAAUGUUCAGCUGCAGUACGCCGGGUGGGGCCCAAGGGGUCAGCAGCUGAUCUUCAUUUUCGAGAACAACAUCUACUACAGGGCCACUGUGGAGAGCCGUUCCAUACGCCUGGUCUCCACCGGAAAGGAGGACGUCGUAUUCAACGGACUGAGUGACUGGCUGUAUGAAGAGGAGAUCUUUCAGACACACAUCGCCCACUGGUGGUCUCCAGAUGGUGCAAGGCUGGCGUAUGCCACCAUAGAUGACACCCCGGUCCCCAAAAUGGAGAUACCCAUGUUCACGGGCUCCCUUUACCCAACAGGAAGAGAGUACCAUUACCCUAAAGCAGGAGAGGAGAACCCUAUAAUUAACGUGUCUGUGGUGAACCUGAAUGGGCCUCUACACACUAUAGAGAUGAAACGGCCAGAGGACCAGAGGAUAGGGGAAUACUACAUAACCAUGGUGAAAUGGGCAACAAGCACAAAGCUGGCUGUGAACUGGCUCAACAGACCCCAGAAUAUCUCUAUCCUCACUCUGUGUGAAGUCACCACUGGGGUCUGCACCAAGAAACAUGAAGAUGAAAGUGAAGGUUGGCUGCACAGACAGAGUGAAAAACCGCUAUUCUCCAGAGACGGACACAAGCUGUUUUUCACCCGGGCAAUCCCACAGGGUGGUAAGGGAAAGUUCUACCACAUCUCCAUGUCCUCCUCACAGCCCAAUUCCAGCACAGACAGUCUCCAGUCCAUAACCUCUGGAGACUGGGAUGUGACCAAGGUCUUAGCCUACAAUGAAGAGAAUCAUCUGAUAUACUUCCUGAGUACAGAAGAUGAUCCCAAAAGGAGACUGCUCUACAGCGCUGACACCGCAAGCCAAUUCAACCGUCAAUGCCUCUCCUGUGACUUUGCCGAUCCAUGUGGCUACAUAGACGGCUCCUUCAGUGAGAACAUGAAGUACUUCCUCCUCAACUGCGAAGGUCCUGACAUUCCUUAUGUGGUUGUUUACAACACCGAGGAGAAAGGGAGGGUUCUGGAACUGGAGAUGAAUGGAAAUCUGAGGAUUACCAUAAACUCCAUGCAGAUGCCCAAAGUGGAGUACAAGGAUAUAAUCAUAGAAGAUUACACUCUGACUAUGCAGAUCCUCAAGCCUGCUGGCUUCCAGGAAACAGCCCUUUACCCAGUGCUACUGCUGGUGGACGGGACUCCCGGGGAACAGAUGGUCUCAGAGCGGUUCCAGGUGGACUGGUCAACAGUUAUGGUCAGCAGUUUCGGGGCCAUUGUGAUUCGCUUCGAUGGGAGAGGCAGUGGCUUCCAGGGCACCAACCUGCUUCACAAAGUGCAGCAUAAGCUGGGUGUGUUUGAGGAGAAGGACCAGCUGGAGGCACUCAGCAUCAUAUCAAGUGAACCUUACAUUGACAAAACACGUAUGGGAGCCUUUGGAAAGGUUUAUGGGGGAUAUGUAGCAAGCCUUCUGCUCAGUUCUGAAAAGUCCUUACUCAAGUGUGGAGCAGCCCUUUCUCCUAUCACAGAUUUUAAAUUAUAUGCAUCUGCAUUUUCAGAGAGAUAUUUGGGAUUGCCCAAGCCUGAUGCAAAGGUUUAUACGAUGUCGAAUUUAACGAAUCGAGCAUCUCGUUUCAACGAUAAAAGAUAUCUGAUCAUUCAUCCAACAGCUGAUGAGAAGGUCCAUUUCCAACACUCUGCAAAGUUCAUCACCCAACUAAUAAAUGAAAAGGCAAAUUACACUCUACAGAUCUACCCCGACGAAGGCCACUUCAUCCACAGCGAGGGGACGAGGCAGCACCUGAGCCAGUCGCUGGUGAACUUUUUCGAGGAGUGCUUCAGACUACCUGACAGAGUUUUCCAGGAGAGGGUGGAGGAGGAUGAUUUAGAAGAGGAGGGUUAAGACCCCUGCCGUUUCGGCUGCCGCUCCCAGCACACGCCAGCACCCCUGGCCUCCGUGCCCAAACACCCCUUCAUCUCUUCUACCACGUCACUUUCUCUGAGCAUGUACCCGCAACCGCUGUCCUGCAGCCCCCACCCACCCACCCCCACCCCUCUUCAUCGUACAUACUCUCCUCAGCUCUGAUUGGCUGCGGGACGAACAUCCGGAGCGCCUCCUUCAUGCCCUUGGCUUUAGUUCAGACAUUGCGCUGGUAUGCGCCUGGUUUAUUUGGCUAAUUGUCAAAGCAAAGGCAGUCUUCCCCCUCUGUCCAAGCUUUUGGUCCUGUCAGUGGGAAGAUGUACUCAGAUUACAUUUAGCCACUGCACACUCACACACAGACAGGCAUACAUAUACACAUACAAUAAACUGAGAGACGCGUUCACACACUCAUGCGGGUACGGACGAACUCAGACACACGUAUGCAUGCACGCACACUUGGCUAUACGUGCUCUCACACAAUAACACACGCACACGUACACAUAUACACACACUUAUACACCUGCUUUGACCGAGCAUCUCAUCCCUAAACACACAUUGGCUUCAGAGAGUCUACUGGGUGAAUGAAGGUUUUAUAGCACAAACACUGGGGUUGAAUGUCAGGACUCUGUGCAGAGUUAAGGUAAUUAUGAAGGAAAUAUUCGUAUUAUCCUGGUGGUUUGAUUUUUUUAAACCUCCUGAAGACUUUUCCACUUCCGACUCUUGCUUGUGUCUGUUGAUCCCCUGUCCGAGACUCCCAGGGGUGUCCCGUUCCUCUUUUCAGCGUUCAGGUUUGUCUUGCUCUUGGGUCCCUUUGUAGCCUCAAGCUGUGCAUUAUAGCGAAUAAAAUUAGAAUUGAAAAAUUGGUUCUUGUCACCCCCAAAGGCCUGCAUACCGCAAAGUGUUGGGCAAAAGUAAAUAAAACUUUUACUUGGUCUUAAGUGAUGUACCACAGACAUGACAAGUCUGGUCUGACUUGUUUUUACCUUUGUUUUUUGUCUUGUUUUCUUACAGUACAAUGUUCUUGCAGUGCUGAUGAAAUCAAAGCAUAUGAACUACUUUAAGUCACUGUGCCUUAUUUUUGGAGCAAACAGUUUGGAAUUCUUGAAAGAAAGUAAAUACGGCUCAUAUUCUUUACUUUUCAGUUGACCACAAGAUAAAGCUGUCAAUUCUUUUGCUAUACUUUUUUUCCCCCAAUCUUACCUCAGUUUCACACAAGUAUAUGGCCACUUUGUAGAAUUGUAGUUAUUAUUUUUUCCAAACUAUAAUAAUAUUUGCAUAUUAACAAGCUGUAAAGCUAUACCAAGAAUAGGCUGAUAAUCUUUACCUUUAGAGUAAUAAUUAAAGCUGAAAUGGUUUUGCUGUUGUGACCUUUGCAAUUGAGAGUUCUUGGGGCACAAGUCCUGUUUAUAAAAUUAUUUUAUUUCUUUGAAUGUGUACUCUUGUUGCGUUCCAAGUGCAUGUCAGCUACCAUUUGCUACUUAAAGCUGUUUUUUAAGUAGUUGAGUUGAAGCGUAGCAUUUCUUGACCGCUUGAAUGUUUCCUUGCUGAACUGCAUUUCAUUUAGUAUAUUGUGAGUGGAAUCCCUGUCUCGUCAGCUUGUUGAUUCAAUGUUAUUCAGUAUCAUUUCGGUCUCUUACUAUUUUAAUGUUACUUGUACAUAAAUCAUUUUGAAAGGUACUUUUGAACUUUGAUUUGUUUUUUAUUAUUAUUACUACAAUUUUUGUUUUCUUGUUUUGUUCUUUGUGAAAAAUAUGCUUGUGUACUCUAAAAAUGCCUGGGGGGUGUCGCACAAUUCAGUAUUAGUGAUGAAACGGCGUGAUGAUCCUUUGUCCCUCGCGGUAAGGUGGCACGUCACCGUGGCAGUGACGUACAAGGAGACCUUAGGAUGGCGACAUCUGCUUUGUGUACCAAACGUGGGGGAUUGAAAAAAAAAAGAAAGAAGAUGUGGCAUGAAGGUAAAUGUUGUGAGAAUAAAAGUUAUUUUAUCAUCA
This is a messenger RNA of Conger conger (European conger), 4929 nucleotides long. RefSeq names its product dipeptidyl-peptidase 6a (gene dpp6a). The record is from RefSeq and is a predicted model, not a curated record. Gene Ontology annotation, biological process: proteolysis. The transcript has 27 exons. NCBI's taxonomy places the organism in Eukaryota, Metazoa, Chordata, Actinopteri, Anguilliformes, Congridae. Bases 521 to 2920 code for a protein of 799 amino acids. Gene Ontology annotation, molecular function: serine-type peptidase activity; dipeptidyl-peptidase activity.